This is a messenger RNA of Trichogramma pretiosum, 2438 nucleotides long. It is a transcript of the gene Xpd, whose product is annotated as TFIIH basal transcription factor complex helicase XPD subunit. Gene Ontology annotation, cellular component: nucleus. The transcript is spliced from 11 exons. Bases 92 to 2371 code for a protein of 759 amino acids. Gene Ontology annotation, molecular function: ATP binding; damaged DNA binding; DNA helicase activity. Gene Ontology annotation, biological process: nucleotide-excision repair; positive regulation of mitotic recombination; transcription by RNA polymerase II. Lineage: Eukaryota; Metazoa; Arthropoda; Insecta; Hymenoptera; Trichogrammatidae. The record is from RefSeq and is a predicted model, not a curated record.
AGAGCCUCAAGCGCUCUGUAUGAUAGAGACUGACUGUUUAUAUUUUUAAAUGUAAUUGUGGUACGGUUGCAUUUACGAUCGAAGAUUCAAAAUGAAGAUAAGCGUGGACGGUUUGAUUGUUUACUUUCCCUAUGAUUACAUAUAUCCAGAGCAAUAUGCAUACAUGCUGGAGCUCAAGCAAGGACUCGAUGCAAAGGGUCACAUACUACUGGAGAUGCCUUCAGGUACGGGUAAAACAGUUACCCUGCUAUCUCUCAUUGUUGCCUACAUGAUGGAGCAUCCGACAGAAAUCACAAAGUUGAUUUACUGCUCUCGUACAAUUCCAGAAAUUGAAAAAGUUGUCGAAGAGUUGAAGAAGCUGAUAGCUUAUAUUGAAAAGGAGACCCAAGUCACACCUAAUAUUAUUGGUUUAGUUCUCAGUUCAAGAAAAAAUAUGUGUAUACAUCCUGAAGUCAGCAAAGAAAGAGAAGGAAAAAUCGUUGACAGUCGUUGUCAUGCAUUAACUGCAUCUUAUGUUAGAGACAGACACAAUUACGAUGAUUCUGUCCCAGUCUGUAGUUUCUAUGAAACAUAUGACAUAGAAGGACGAGAAAUGACCAUUCCAUCAGGUGUAUACUCCAUUGAUGAUAUGAAAGACUUUGGCAGAGAAAAGAACUGGUGUCCUUACUUUUUGGCUCGUUACACUUUAAUGAAAGCUCAAAUAGUUGUGUACAGUUAUCACUACUUAUUAGAUCCUAAGAUAGCGGAAGCAGUAUCAAAAGAAUUAGCUAAAAGUUCUGUUGUAGUUUUUGAUGAGGCCCAUAAUAUAGAUAAUGUUUGCAUAGAUUCGUUAAGUGUUAAAGUAAAUAGAAGAAUAAUGGAAAAAAGUUGUGCAAAUAUAGCCAUUUUAGAAAAAACAAUUCAAGAGAUGCGCGACGAUGACGCGAAUAAAUUGAAAGACGAAUAUCAUAAACUCGUAGAAGGUCUGAAGGAUGCACAAAGUAAUCGUGAAACAGAUAUGGUCCUGGCCAAUCCUGUCUUACCCAACGAAAUUUUAGAUGACGUGGUACCGGGCAACAUUCGCAAAGCCGAGCACUUCGUGGCCUUCCUCAAACGCUUCGUCGAGUACCUGAAGAUGCGACUGCGCAUCCAGCACGUCGUGCAAGAAACGCCGGUGACUUUCUUGCGCGACAUCCAGACGAAGAUCUGCAUAGAGCGCAAACCUCUGCGUUUUUGCGCCGAGAGGCUGUCGUCGCUGCUGCGUACCCUGGAGAUCAACAACUUGACGGAUUUUUCUCCGCUCAUACUCGUCUCGCAUCUGGCCACGUUGGUGUCGACCUACGUCAAGGGCUUCACCAUCAUCAUCGAGCCGUUCGACGAUAAAGCCCCAACGGUGCACAAUCCCAUACUGUAUUUCUCGUGCAUGGACUCGUCGAUAGCCAUGAAACCGAUCUUCGACAGAUUUCAAUCAGUUGUUAUUACAUCGGGAACUCUGUCACCCUUAGAUAUGUACCCUAAAAUUUUAAAUUUCAAUCCAGUCGUCAUGUCGUCGUUCACUAUGACACUGGCUCGGCCGUGUUUAUUGCCAAUGAUCGUUUCGAAAGGCAAUGAUCAAGUAGCCAUAUCGUCAAAGUUCGAAACUCGAGACGACGUCGCCGUUAUCAGAAAUUACGGUCAACUGUUGGUAGAAUUAUCGGCUAACGUACCCGACGGCAUCGUUUGUUUCUUCACAUCGUACUUGUACAUGGAAUCCGUAGUAGCAGCUUGGUACGACCAAGGCAUACUCGAUCAGAUUCAGCGUUACAAGCUCAUCUUCAUCGAGACGCAAGACGCGGCGGAAACGAGCCUGGCUCUGCAUUACUACAACAAAGCCUGCGACAAUGGACGCGGUGCCGUUCUUCUGUCCGUCGCUCGUGGCAAAGUCUCCGAGGGUGUGGAUUUCGAUCAUCACUUGGGUAGAGCCGUCCUCAUGUUUGGCAUACCCUACGUUUACACGCAAUCCAGGAUACUCAAAGCGCGCCUGGAGUAUCUGCGAGAUCAAUUUGGGAUCAAGGAAAAUGAUUUCCUUACGUUCGACGCCAUGAGGCACGCAGCUCAGUGCGUCGGUCGCGCUAUCAGAGGAAAAACCGAUUACGGUAUUAUGGUUUUCGCCGAUAAGAGAUUUUCGAGGAUCGAUAAGAGGAGCAAGUUGCCAAAGUGGAUACAGGAGUAUCUCACGGAUGGUCUCUGCAACUUAUCAACAGAGGAAGCUGUACAGAUUUGCAAGCGAUGGUUGCGACAAAUGGCUCAGCCGUUUUCCCGGGAAGACCAGCUUGGUCUGUCUCUCCUAACGCUCGAGCAAUUACAGAACAAGGAAAAGGAAAAGCUCGAUCAGAUGGCUCGAGAAAACUAACGAGGUUUAUAGUUUUGUUUUAUCUUUUUGUUUGUUUUUUUGAGAUUCGACGUAAUUCUUUGAAAAU